AUGCUCUCUUCUUGUGUUGAACGAGGAGCACAAAGAGAUAAAUUGAUUCAGUAUUUCGAAGAGAUUCUAGGAGGAUUGUGGUCAAUCCCCGUUAAUUUUCCAUUCACACACUUCAGCCAAAGCCUCAAGGCCAGUGCAAAGGUCCAGAAGAUGUUGAAAAACCUUGUACGUGAGAAACGUGUUGAACUGGAAAAUGGAGCUUCUUCUCAUCAAGACCUCAUUACCAGCUUACUCAGCAUUCAUGGAGAAGAUGACAGAGAAUUGGUAUCAGAAGACGAGAUUAUACACAAUGUCAUGCUCAUUAUGGUUGUGGGGCAUGACACUUCAGCCGACCUGAUUACUUUUGUCGUGCGACUUUUAGCAAAUGACCCAGCUAUAUAUGCAGCUGUUCUGAAAGAACAAGAGGAGAUCAAAAGGAGCAAGCCCCUCUGCAAAGUUUUUGACAUGGGAAGAUCUUGCCAAGAUGAAGUACACUUGAAGAGUGGCAGUGGAGACUCUGAGAAUGAUUCCUCCAAUUUUUGGAGGAUUCAAAAAGACAUUAAAAGACAUCGAGUAUGA
Fraxinus pennsylvanica is the source of this 558-nucleotide messenger RNA. The record is from the annotation of a GenBank genome assembly. Lineage: Eukaryota; Viridiplantae; Streptophyta; Magnoliopsida; Lamiales; Oleaceae.